Aphanomyces invadans is the source of this 1483-nucleotide messenger RNA. RefSeq lists its product as hypothetical. Gene Ontology annotation, cellular component: nucleus. The transcript is spliced from 8 exons. Bases 1 to 1428 code for a protein of 475 amino acids. Gene Ontology annotation, molecular function: 23S rRNA (adenine(1618)-N(6))-methyltransferase activity. The record is from RefSeq and is a predicted model, not a curated record. Lineage: Eukaryota; Oomycota; Saprolegniomycetes; Saprolegniales; Verrucalvaceae. Gene Ontology annotation, biological process: rRNA base methylation.
AUGCGCGGCGAAAAGCGCAAGAGGACAGUUGUGAACAACGAUGGGAUCCACCCGCGGAACAUGUAUCGAACGCCCCCCGACUUCGAAGGUCUUGCGAAGGCGUAUCCUUCACUGCAGCCAUAUGUUCGGCAGUCCAGCAAUGGUACAUGCAGCUUCCAGUGGAAUGAUCCUCAAGCAGCAAGAGAACUGACCAAAUCCCUCCUUCACCGUGACUUUGGUGUGACUUGGGAUAUUCCCCUCAACCGGUUGUGUCCACCGCUGACAAAUCGCCUCAACUACAUUCACUGGAUCGAAGACUUGAUCCUGUUGUCUCGAUCAACGUACACUGCGACGUCCGACGAGGGUCCCAUCUGGGGUAUCGACAUUGGCACAGGGGCCUCGUGCAUCUACCCGCUGCUCGGGCACUCGUUGAAUCAGUGGAAUUUCAUUGCGACCGACAUCGAUGCUUUGUCCCUUCGAUAUGCAACUGCGAAUGUCGAAUCUAACAACCUGUCGCAUGCGAUCCACGUUGAGGCGGUUGCGCCAGACGCGCCUUCCGUCCUCCUAAUCAAGUCGAUUGCAACGCACGCAAGCCCGAUUCUGUUCAGCAUGUGCAAUCCCCCGUUCUUUGACUCGGUCGAGGAAGCAGACACGAACCCACGCACGGCAUGCACUGGUUCCCACGGCGAGAUGACAACUCCUGGCGGAGAAGUUGCCUUCAUCUCCACCAUGAUCCAAGACAGCCUUGUCCUCCACACCAAAGUGCGCUGGUACACGUCGUUGAUCGGACGCAAAAGUUCCUUGCGGCCCCUCCUCGCUCUCCUACGAUCCCAUGGCGUAUGCAACAUGCGCACGACAGAGUUUCUCCAAGGCCGGACGACGCGAUGGGGGCUGGCAUGGUCCUUUACCUCAGAUGGCCACGGGUCUGAACGACAGCAUUCACACAAAGUUCUCGCCAAGCGACGAGAGUCCAAGCGUCGGCAAGAGUUGACAUUUCGCGUGGACCAAACAGAUACAAGCGAGUGUGUUUCGCUGGACCUCGUGCACCGCCGCAUUCUGGACAGCGCAGCCUUGGUUCACAUGUCCGAGAUGGACCUCGCCGUGACUGAAGGCAGCUCUGACCAGCACGGGCAGCCACGGCGCCGCAUGUACAUGAUUGAGGCUACACGCGCAGGCGAUGGCCAUCGGGUGCUAUUGUUUCAAGCGGCGGUAUGCGCGGAAGCCACUGCAGUUGCGGACAAUGCCGGCCACCGCCACGAAUGUGUUGACGUGGCGCUUGUGUGGCAGCAGGGCGUGGCCCGGGACCAGUUUUGGACAUUCAGCGACAAGUGGAAGGGUGCCAUUCUGCGCAGCGGCCGUCGAUGGCGCAAGGCGGCGCGCCCACCGUGUGAAGGAGUUGCUCGGUUGGGCGAUGCCGCUGCUGAGCAACAUGAUGAGCUCAAGGUUUGAACGCUGUCAUUGCUAUUGGCUAAUUUUUGACCAAUCAAAUCGGUGAAAUCUACAA